Messenger RNA from Chara braunii, 1092 nucleotides. The record is from the annotation of a GenBank genome assembly. Lineage: Eukaryota; Viridiplantae; Streptophyta; Charophyceae; Charales; Characeae.
UGGAUUGCAGUUUGCGUGCGUUAGAUUUGGCAAGGCUGUGUCCUUAGGAGGCCUUAGGAGGAAAGGAACACAGCCUUGCGUCCCCAAGUGUGUGGGCAAAGGGGUGGUUGAGGAAGGUAGGCGUGAGAGCUAGAACGGGAGGACAGGAAAGUGGCAGGAGACACGCAGUUGGGACUCACCUUGGGUAGUGAAGUUCGAAGAAGAUCAGAGAGGGUGGAACUGUGCAGGUGUAAUUUGGCGCUAACGUGAGAUGCCGUGUUCCACUGCAAUGGUGCUGACGCGGCGGUGAGUUGGCGCGCUAACAAUUUGGCGCGUUUCGCGAGGAAUCGAGAGAGCGAGAGCGAGCGAGCGAGCGAGAGAGAGAGAGAGAGAGAGAGAGAGAGAGAGAGAGAGAGGCGCCAUGGAUAUCCCAAGAGAAGACAUAGAGAGACUGUAUUUCUAUGAAACAGCGCGGGAGCAGGCGGCGAAUCAAUACUUGCUGACACCGACGAAUGCGGACAACCUGACGGACUGGGGGAAAGCUCUUCUGGAGUUGGCCCAUUUUCGACAGGGGAAUGAGUCGAUUAACAUGCUGGAAGAAGCCGUCUCCAAGUUCGAAGAGGCCCUGUCCAUCGCUCCAACCAGACAUGACACCCUUUGGAACUUGGGAAACGCAUUCACUUCUCAAGGAUUGCUGACACCGGAGCAAGAGAAGGCCAGUGAGUGCUUCGGCAAGGCAGCCGAGGCUUAUCAGAAGGCCUUGGACCAAGAUCCCGACAAUGAAAUGUACAAGAGGUCCAUGGAGAUGACAGAGAAAGUGCCCUCCAUUAGGGCUGAAUUACAGAAACACCUACAGCAGGCGGGGAUGACAAGCGAAGGGCCAAGCCAUAGCUCACCGUUUGGCAGGAUGGAAGGGGGCACUUCGGCUGCAGCCAGGGCGGCAAGGAAGAAGAGAGACAGUGAUUUCAAGUAUGACUGCAUAGGGUGGGGUGUACUUGUUGUCGUCGCUUGCGUUUGGAUAGGACUGGCUAGAUCGGCUGUCCCUCAAGGACCACCAUCGCCAGCAAGAUAACUCGAGAGGGAGAUCAGAGAGAGUCUGAUAAGCUAGUUAAG